UCUUUCUCAGUCUUCACAGCUCACAUACAAUAACUCCCCAUCUCUCUAGGAUAUGUAUUAUGUAGAUACAGGUUCCUUUUUUAUCUUUGUUCUAUCUAUAUCACUAGGGGUUUCUUUUUUAGUAUAUAUAUAGAUAUUGGUGCUUCUUUAAAAGCCUCUGAUCUGAACUCUGUGCACUGAAAUAUAUAUAGAGAACAAGAACAAAGAAGGAAACUAUUUUACAAGAAAUCAGAAUAGGCAAUCGGGUUGUUAGCGGAUGCGAAAGCAUUUACUGUGGUGUAUUUAGCAGCUCGAAAAGAGUAUCAUCGUUAUAAGGCGCACUUGUCGAAUUUUUGUUUGGAGUUGGUUGAUUUAGCAGCUUGAAAAGACCAUCAGCAUAAUAAAGUGCACUUGUCAGCUUUUUUGUGUCCAUUGCUUUCGGGUGCUAACUUGCUUGCAGUUCUCCAGAGAUUACGAGGGGUUAGGUAUCCGGCUUUAUCCGGCUGUGUGGGAGGAGCUUCACUGAUUGGCAUUGUAAUUAUUGAGCUUGUUCAUUUCAAAUAGGUUGCUUAGUAAUGUGGUUGUGCUAGUUGACUGAAUAAAAUUAUGGAAUCUGAAACUCGGACUAUAGAUUAUAGGCAGCAGUCCAGCAUGAUUCAACGGAUACUUUCUGCUUCUGUGCCGAUGCUGCUGAUUACAGUUGGCUAUGUUGAUCCUGGGAAAUGGUCUGCAAUGGUUGAUGGAGGAGCCCGAUUCGGGUUUGAUUUGAUCAUGCUAGUACUCUUGUUCAAUUUUGCUGCCAUUCUGUGCCAGUAUCUGUCUGCUUGUAUAGCCUUGGUUACAGACCGAGAUCUCGCGCAGAUUUGCAGUGAAGAAUAUGACAAAGUUACAUGCAUAUUCCUAGGAAUUCAAGCUGAGGUUUCGCUGAUUGCUCUGGACCUCACAUUGGUUUUGGGCACUGCACAUGGGCUUAAUGUUGUGUUUGGAAUUGACCUGUUUAGCUGUGUUUUUCUGGCUGCAACUGGUGCCCUUUUUUUUCCACUGCUCUCUUCUCUCGUCGACAAUGGCAGUGCGAAAUUCUUAUGUAUUGGUUGGGUUAGCUCUGUACUGCUCUCUUAUGUUUUUGGAGUGGUCAUAAGUCAACCUGAAACUCCAUUCUCCAUCGGUGGGAUGCUGAAUAAGUUCAGUGGAGAGAGUGCAUUUGUGUUGAUGAGUCUUCUUGGAGCAAGUAUUAUGCCUCACAAUUUUUACCUCCAUUCUUCUAUUGUACAGCAAGGUAAGGAAUCAACAGAACUUUCCAGGGGAGCUCUGUGUCAGGACCAUUUUUUUGCCAUUGUUUUCGUAUUCAGUGGCAUUUUCCUUGUCAACUAUGCCGUGAUGAAUUCAGCAGCCAAUGUGUCUUACAGUACUGGACUUUUGCUGCUGACAUUUCAGGACGCAUUAUCAUUGCUCAAUCAGGUGUUCAGAAGUUCAGUAGCACCAUUCACCAUAAUGCUGGUUACAUUUAUUUCCAAUCAAGUUACACCACUAACUUGUGAUCUUGGUAGACAAGCUGUUGUGCAUGACUUAUUUGGAAUGGACAUCCCGGGCUGGCUUCAUCAUGUGACAAUCAGAGUUAUUUCUAUUGUUCCAGCCCUUUAUUGUGUAUGGAAUUCAGGAGCUGAAGGCGUAUAUCAGUUACUAAUAUUCACACAGGUUGUGGUUGCUCUUGUGCUUCCGUCUUCUGUCAUACCCCUGUUCAGAGUUGCUUCUUCCCGAUCAAUAAUGGGCAUCCACAAAAUUUCUCAGUUAAUGGAGUUCUUAUCUCUUGGCACAUUUAUCGGCUUACUUGGCCUGAAGAUUAUAUUUGUCAUAGAGAUGAUAUUUGGGAAUAGUGAUUGGGUUAAUAAUUUGAAGUGGAAUGGUAUUGGGAGUAGCGUGUCUACUCCAUAUGUUUUUCUCCUCACUGUAGCUUCUUUAUCUCUUUGUCUGAUGCUGUGGUUAGCAGUUACUCCGCUGAAAUCUGCAAGUUCCAGGUUCGAUGCUCAGGCAUUUUUGCAAAUGCCUAUGCCCGAGUCAUAUCCCGAGUGUAACCAACUUGAUGCGAGUAAUACUAACUUUGGUCUAGAAAGGUCCUUCCAAAAGCAAGAAGGUACAUUUCAUGUCGAAAAAUGCGAUCCAGAUUUAUCAACUUCAGAUCUUGAUCAAAUCUUGCCCGAAUCACUCUUGGAUUUUGAGAAGGUCCAUCAUUUGGCUACCAUUGACGAGAGCAAAUCUGAAACGACAUUUUCAGCUCCUGCUGUCAGUCAUCCUGAGAUAUCUUCCGCAGCAAAAAGUGUUGGUAGUGAGGUGUCUGAUGUUGAAUCUGUGGAUACCAGUGUCGUCACUACUGAAUCUGUGGAUGUCGUAGAGAAGACACUCAGAAUUGAAGGGGAGAUGGAAAAUGACAGGGAUGAUGGAGAUUCGUGGGAGGGGCCUGAAGAGGCAACUAAAGGAGUAUCUGAGAACGCUCAAUCUUUUAUUUCUGAUGGUCCGGGGUCAUACAAGAGUCUUGGUGGCAAAACAGAGGACACAGGGAGUGGUACGGGAAGUUUAUCAAGAUUAGCAGGUCUUGGUCGUGCAGCUAGGAGGCAGUUAACAGAAGUUCUAAAUGAGUUUUGGGGGCAGCUUUUUGAUUACCAUGGCGCGGCCACACAAGAAGCCAAGUUCAAGAAACUGGAUAUAAUACUUGGUCUGGAUUCAAAGAUGAAUCCAAAACCUUCCCCUUCAUCAUUAAAAGUAGAAAGCAGUGCGUAUAUUCCAUCUGGGAGUGCAAGAGUACCGGAGUCUCUGAUCAACUCGAAUAUGUACUCUCCCAAGCAGCAGCAAUUUGCAUCAGGCAUUGUGGACUCUGCUAAUAGAGUCCCAAAGGAGCCAGGUUCGAUGUGGUCUAGCCAUAUGAAAUUAUUAGAUGCUUAUGUGCAACAAAGUUCCAACAGCAACAUACUUGACUCAGGUGAGAGGCGCUAUUCCAGUAUGCGGAUUCCAGCGACAUCUGCUGGCUAUGAUCAGCAGCCUGCUACUGUGCAUGGAUAUCAGAUUACUGCUUACCUUAAUCAAAUUGCGAAAGAAAGAGGAUCUGAUUAUUUAAACGGGCAACAAAUGGAGUCACCAUCUCCUCGUUCUGUAUCAUCACUGUCGUCAUCAAACUAUGCCGAACCGUUCGCUCGUUCUUUGGGGCAAAAACCUCAGAGUGGAGUGAGUAGUCGAGCACCACCUGGUUUUGGAAAUGUCCCUGUAGCCCGAAAUAAUUCCAUGCAGCAGCCCGUUAACACUUCUACCACCGAUCUUAGCUCUACCGAAAACGCCGAGAGCUUAGCUGGCUCAGCCAACUCGAAAAAGUAUUACAGCUUGCCUGAUAUCUCAGGCCGCUAUGUUCCUCGCCAAGAUUCUUCACUCACAGACGGGAGAGCUCAAUGGUACAACAAUUCCAUGGGAUAUGGACAAUCUAUUGGUCGAUCUACUUACGAACAAGCCUAUAUGAGUGGUUCACUAAGGACAGGUGGUGGUCACCAGAGGUACGAACAUUCUCCUAAAGUCUGUAGAGAUGCGUUCUCCUUGCAGUACAGCUCGAAUCCAGGGAUGGGAUCUGGAUCCCUAUGGUCUAGACAGCCUUUUGAGCAAUUUGGGGUAGCUGGUAAGCCAGAUAUUGCUAGCGGCGAUCAGGGAGCCAUGCAGAAUUCGUCCGCUCAGGAGAGCACGUCUACGGUGGAUUUGGAAGCUAAGCUACUUCAGUCAUUCAGAAGUUGUAUUGUGAAACUUUUGAAACUGGAAGGAUCUGAGUGGUUAUUUAGGCAAGAUGAUGGGGCUGAUGAGGAUCUUAUAGAUCGGAUUGCUGCAAGAGAGAGAUUUCUAUAUGAAGCUGAAACUAGGGAGAUUAGUAGAUUGACCAACAGUGGUGAAUCACAAUUCUCUUCCAACAGGAAACCUGGUUCUGCCUCAAAACCUGAAGAGAUGGAUUACACCAAGUUCUUGGUGAUGUCAGUUCCUCACUGUGGAGAAGGUUGUGUUUGGAAAGUAGAUCUGAUUGCAAGCUUCGGUGUAUGGUGCAUUCACAGAAUUCUCGAGCUUUCACUUAUGGAAAGUAGGCCAGAGCUGUGGGGCAAAUAUACCUAUGUUCUCAAUCGUCUUCAGGGCAUAAUAGAACUGGCAUUUUCGAAGCCCCGUUCUCCAACGAGCCAUUGUUUUUGUCUUCAAAUUCCAGUUGUCCGCCAGCAGCAAAAGUCAAGCCCCCCUCCAAUUUCAAAUGGAAACUUACCGCCACAAGCAAAACAGGGCCGAGGAAAAUGCACGACUGCACCAAUGCUCUUAGACAUGAUCAAAGACGUGGAGAUGGCAAUUUCCUGUCGAAAGGGACGAACAGGCACUGCAGCAGGAGAUGUAGCUUUCCCUAAAGGGAAAGAAAACUUGGCAUCUGUCCUCAAACGCUAUAAACGUCGACUAUCCAAUAAGCCAGUAGGAAACCAGGAGGCAGCGGGUGGAGCUGCUGGACCACGCAAAAGUACGUUGUCGCCCUCAUCAGCUCCUUUUGGUUUGUAAAUCUUGUUUCUGAGUUCGUAGCAACUGACAAGUGAUCGGUCACCAUUGGUAAAGACUUGUGCUUAGUUGCUAUGAAUUUUCAGUCUCUCCCCUUCCCCACAACCUCCCCUUGUAUUUCCUGAUGUGUAUUUGAAUCUUUGCAGCUUAUUCACCCCCAGCUCCCUCCCCUUGUACCUCAGUCUUGUAUACAUAGGAUAAAAUGUUGUAACGAGGUUAAUGUAAAACUGUAGCGGUGAAAAAUGAAACGGGCUAAAAGGCGGUAAAGGAUCUUAUUGCAAAAUUUGCAGUUUUCUCCCUUUUUUCUGUAGUGCCAUGUUGAACUUUAGCCUUUGCUGAAUUACUUUAAGAUCAAAAGCUUAUUAUAUUACUGCUACCUUUUUAUGUAAUGGGAAAAUUAGUUGCUGCAUAUGUAGUUUGCUUGCCAUGUUGAACUGACAGCAAUUUGACACUGCCAGUUACUUUUAGGCAAAAGCUUGCUAUCUGGACCUCUUUUUGCGAUGGGACUAUUAGUUAAGUACAGAUGCUAGGAGUUUUACAGUAGCAUGUAAAAUAAUGUUUUCCUGAUUAGUAGCGGAACUAAAUUUUUUACUAAGGGAGUUAAAAUAUAAAUAAGUAUGCAACAAAAUAGGUGGGGGAAUUCAACGUAUAAUAUACAUAAUCUUUUUUGCCUAUCUAAACGUUAUUUUCAGCGAAGGGUAAAAAUAUAUUUUUUGGGGACAAAGGCGGCUUUGCCAUGUCUCAGUUUUAAUUUAUGUGAUAUUGUUUGAAUCAACACGAAGUUGAAGAAAUAAGCGAAGUCUUUUAGAAUUUAUAAUCGUACACUUAGACAUAAUAUAAGAUGAACACUGUUAAGUUACUUAUUCUCUAAUUUAAGAUGAAUCAUUCUCUUAUGAGAAGAAUUAGAAGAAAAAGAUGUUACGUAAGCUAAAGUGAAGAAAAUACAAAAGGUGUGAAUUAUUGACUGGGAUAGGGGGGACAAGGACAGCCAUAUUCCAAUAUAUGGUAAUUACAAGUGGAUUUUUUGGUGAAUUCAUCAGCAUUCCAAUAAAGAUCUGUUAUCCUUACCGCUUUAGUUGAACUUAGGGGUCAGUAUUAGAGAAAAUAAUAUAUUAGCUUAGAUUUUAUUUAAUUUUUGUUUUGUAUUUUCAAUCUAGGUAUAAUUAAUAUCUGUAAUAGCUAUACACCCUAUUCAAUACUAUUUUUUAUAUAUAGUAAACGUAUGUAUGAUUAGUACCAGUACUAUUCCUAUUCUGAUGCACCCUAUUCAUUUAAUAAACAAACCGAACAGUCGAUACAAAAUAAUGUCAUCAUAACUAAUCCUAGCAUUACUAAUACACAAUAUUCAGUACUAUUCUUAUACACUCUACCAAACGACCCCUUAUUGUGAUCAUUACGGGUGCAGAGGCAAGAUUUAUAAUAUAGUUUAUGUGUUCGGUAAAUUUUAGUAAUUUAUUUUUGUUUUAAAAAUAUAUCAAUAUAUACAAAUUAUCUAUUUCAUAAUUAGGAAAUUGUUCUGUCCUAUAUUUUAGAAUUCAUAAAUUUAAAAUCCUAAAUUUAUCCAUGUCUACAGUAUUAGUAGAAUUAAAUCAUCAAGUUCAAUAUAAAUUAGUGUGGUCCCUCUCCUCAGGACAUCAAAAUGUCAAGCCAUGAUCGAAGAAGGACAUGAGACAAAAGCACAUUAGAGGUCGCUUGGUAGCUGGUUAGGAGGUGAGUUAUGCAGAUAUUAAAUCCUGCAUAAGUAAUAUCAUGUUCGUUAGUUGGUUUUAUGAGGUUUGUUAUUCAUGUAUAAACUUGGUAUAGUGUUGGUUUGCAAUUUACAAACUCGCAUAACUAACACAUGUAUAAAUUAUGAGGGAAUCUAUGUAUUAUUCUAUGUAGGAUAUAAAAGAUGAAAAUUAAUACUACAUGAAUAACUAAUACCUACAUAACUCUAACGAGCUACCAAAUGACCCUUAACUAGUGAGGUCCCAAUUUUUGGUGGACGGAACAUGAUGAGUGCAAUCCAAUGGUUGAUAUUUCACCCCCUUAGAUAGAGGUUUUUUUUUUUUUUUCCUCAAAAUGAAACCUUUCCUGAUAGAGUACUUUAUUUUCUUUAAUAAGUCACUUCGAUUCGAAUUUAAUUAAUCUGAGUCAAGAAAUUUAUAUGUUGAAUAUUUAAACUUUAAAGCAAAAGAAAAAAGUUGAGCGUAUCGUGGUCUAACAUCAUAUACACGUAAAAAGUUGUGAGCCAAGCGUGUAACUGUCUUUUUCAUUCUUUAUUUUUUUUCUAUUGCAUUAUUGCAUAUAUCACUCUCAAUUCUCCUUUCUUUCUGCAAGUUUCUAGCAUUUACUUCUCAAAGUCUUUUCUUUGCUUUCUGUUUAUGUGAGUUUUAGCUUUGUUUCGUCGACAAGAAAGUUCCACAAGUAGUUUUGGUCGACAAGGAGGCAGAAAUUGCAGUAAUCAAACUACAAGAUGUAUGUACUAGUGAUUUCGUUGCCUUUGAUUAUAUUGGUCUUGAUAAUAGCCAUUGUUUGUUACCUGUGUGGAAGGUCAUGUUAGAAUUGAUCAAAGACGUUUGGAAAAUUUCUCUGUUGUAUUUGAAUUUAUACAAGUAUGUAGAAUAAAAAAGUAAAAUCAUAUCUAA
Molecule: messenger RNA, 7160 nt
Organism: Lycium barbarum (goji berry)
Lineage: Eukaryota; Viridiplantae; Streptophyta; Magnoliopsida; Solanales; Solanaceae
Product: ethylene-insensitive protein 2.2
Exons: 9
Coding region: 586-4536 (1316 amino acids)
Biological process (GO): metal ion transport; ethylene-activated signaling pathway
Cellular component (GO): membrane
Molecular function (GO): cadmium ion transmembrane transporter activity; manganese ion transmembrane transporter activity
Source: RefSeq, a predicted model, not a curated record